Messenger RNA from Seminavis robusta, 1775 nucleotides. The record is from the annotation of a GenBank genome assembly. NCBI's taxonomy places the organism in Eukaryota, Bacillariophyta, Bacillariophyceae, Naviculales, Naviculaceae.
GUACCACACCCCGAGAGAAAUGUUUCCUGUAACCACCCAUCAUCAUCCACACGAGACGACUGGUGCCAUGGAGACGGACACUGUGGCCACUGCGGCAGCUGUCUUGGCUCAACUGGAGCCGAGACGGGCAGCCCUCUUCCAGCAGCAGUAUCACCAUCCGCCACCAACUCCCCCAACGGUGGCUGUCAAUGCUGCCAUUGCUACUACUCCCAUUACGACUACCAAAGUGCGGGCCACUCGCCAAACUCAAACGAAAAAGCGUCGUCUGGAGGAAGAAGAAGAUGACUUGGAGCAGAACGAAGACGGUGAAACUGACAAGGCUUCUAAACACAACACCAAAAAGAAGACCCGCAAGAAACGAACGGCCAAGAGGACACUGCCUCCCCACUUGGAAUCGCUGUAUCAACAACUGACGAACAAUGGACGGUGCAUGGAUUCAAUCCAGAAAGAACAACAAGAAGCGGCUCGACUCGUGGCAGAAGCACAGCGACGACUCGAUGCGGCGAAUCGGCAAGCGGAGCACUUGACUCGAAAAAAGGAAAUUUUGGAGGAACAAAUACUGACACGAGAGCUUUCGCUCGACAAUAAUAAUGAAUUCACGCAACACUAUCAUCAACUGGUGGCUUUUCAGCAAGAGUUUGGACAUGUCAAUGUGGCACUGGAACGCCCACAUGGGGCUUUGAAUGCGUGGGUCAAACGAAUGAGGCGCAUCAAGGCAUUGCGUCAGGCGGGGGACAAAUACCAAGCACCUCAGUGGAAGUACUAUCUACGAGCUCUGGAUCGCAUUGGAUUUGUGUGGGAUGUCGUCAAGGAUCAAUGGAAGAUACAAUUUGAUAAGAUGCUAGCCUUCAAGCAGGAAAAUGGUCAUUGUUGUAUACCCAAAGCCUACAAGAAAGACAAGGCAUUGGGAGCAUGGGUCCACAGGCAACGCUAUCAUUACAAACUCUACCAUGAAGGCAAACCGACACAAUUGACACCGGAACGAAUCCAACUGCUCAAAUCGGUGGGAUUCUCCUGGGGUGGCGAUGCCAAGAGUCCCGUCGAUGUCACGGCUCCACCUCGUCCCACCAAACCGCGAAAUGGCCAACACAAACGGACUCCCGAACAAGAAUGGGAACACCAUUUCCAACUCUUGCUGGAAUUCCAAAAACAGCACGGACACGUUAAAAUCAGUGCCGUCCAAGUCAGCCAUCGCAACAAUCAACUCCGAGAUUGGGCGGCAUGGCAACGACGGGAAUACAAGAAAUGGAAACGACAAGAGCCCAGUCAUGUCACGUCGGAACAUGUCCGACGACUGCAAGAGAUUGGCUUUUCUUGGGAAGUGUGGCCCAAUAAGACUCAACAACAACAGCAACAAGGCUGACAGCCCUCGCGCCCAAAACGAACUUGCUGUCUGUAGCCAGAAUCGAAUCGAAUAGAAUAGAACAGAAUCGAGCUGUGAUGUGGACGUUACUUUGCCAUUACACCAUUGAUUUUAUCGACAACUUCUAAAGGUACCGAAAGAGCUGCACAAGCGAAACACGACGGGUGUCAACGUUGUCACUUCUUUGGUGGGGUUUUUGUGUUGAUGGUUGUGGGGCUCAUGCCUGCCGUUCGGUAUGCUGCAGGAGUGGCACCGACUCUUCGCACACUGCACUAUUGGUUCUGACCAAAUGUCAAUAUUGAUGCACCCUGCCCAGUGCGGUACCGGUAGCCCUUCGUCGCUCGUAGCAUUGGGCAAAUCACCCUAGCUAGUAGUAUUUUGACCAUCCAAGACCGCAUGUUUUGGUGCAUCG